Molecule: messenger RNA, 3858 nt
Organism: Schizosaccharomyces osmophilus
Lineage: Eukaryota; Fungi; Ascomycota; Schizosaccharomycetes; Schizosaccharomycetales; Schizosaccharomycetaceae
Gene: rad50
Product: DNA repair protein Rad50
Exons: 4
Coding region: 1-3858 (1285 amino acids)
Biological process (GO): chromosome organization involved in meiotic cell cycle; telomere maintenance via recombination; double-strand break repair
Cellular component (GO): condensed nuclear chromosome; Mre11 complex; nucleus
Molecular function (GO): G-quadruplex DNA binding; single-stranded telomeric DNA binding; ATP hydrolysis activity
Source: RefSeq, a predicted model, not a curated record
AUGUCUUGCAUUGACAAGAUGUCCAUUAUGGGCAUUCGAUCUUUCGAUAGUCGAUCAAGAGAAAGUAUCCAGUUUUUUUCUCCUUUGACAUUAAUCGUUGGUCAAAAUGGUUCAGGAAAAACAACCAUUAUAGAAUGUUUAAAAUAUGCUACGACAGGAAUACUUCCUCCAAACACCAAAGGUGGUGCAUUCAUUCAUGAUCCAAAGUUGUGUGGUGAGAAAGAGGUUUUGGCGCAAGUGAAACUAGCGUUUAAAAACACAAAUCAAAUAAGGAUGAUAUGUACACGAUCAUUACAAUUGCUAGUUAAAAAGACCACAAGACAGCAGAAGACCCUUGACGGGCAGUUGUUGAUUGUCAAUGAUGGUGAGCGUAGUACUAUCAGCAAUCGAUGUGCAGAGUUAGAUUUACAAAUCCCUCUAAGUCUCGGUGUCAGUAGAGCACUGCUUGAUUAUGUUAUAUUUUGUCACCAAGAAGAAAGUUUUUGGCCUUUAAGUGAACCCUCGAAUUUAAAAAAGCGAUUUGACGAGAUUUUUGAAUCUAUGAAAUACGCAAAAGCCCUCGAGCAACUAAAGAACGUAAGGCGUGACCAGGAAAAUCAAAUCAAAGUUGAUCAAGCCAACUUAGUACAUUUUCGGUCAGACAAAGAACGAGCUGAAAAAAUAAGGUUGCAACUUCACGGUUCCCAGAAACGCAUCUCAUUUAUCAACCACAGAAUUGAAGAACUGGAUCAUAAGAUAUCUCAUACAGCAAAACUUCAGGAUGAGCUUUUCAGAUCCACUGAAGAAUUCGAACAAAAAGAGGUUGCCAUAUCUCAGUUUGAAAACCACUGCACUUUUCUGGCUUCGAGUAUAGAAGACCUAAAGCUUCAUAUGGUUGAAAUGAACAACACUACGGAUGAAUUGGAGAAAAUAUCUAGAAAUUUCAAUGGGCAAGUAGAAACUGAACAAAACCUUCUGUUAGAACUUGAAAAUAACAAGUCUUCAACCGAGGUUCAAAUAACUGAAAACAGGAAAAAGAUGGAAACGCUCUCGGCUAAUUUAGGACGUGCUGAAGGAGAGUUAGUAUCUCUGGAACGAACGAAACGUAGAAAACGGGAAACUUUGGAGAAUAUUGCUAGCUCACAUGGGUUUUCGGAGCAGGAUGAAAACGAAGUUAUAACAAAAUAUGUUGAACAUUUUGAUUCAAGUAUGUCUGAAAACAAAAGAAUUGUACAACAAAUUCGAGAUAAAAGAAAAGAGAGAGGUGCUCGAAUUGAGGGGCUAAAAGCUCAUGAGAUGUAUCUGCAAAAAACCAUUGCAGGUUUGGAAGAUUCCAUAAAGAAUAAUCAAAGUAAUAUAAUAUAUAUUCAAUCGCGUAUCCAAGAUCUCAAGCAUAUGGCUCAAACGAGGGAUGCUUUAUCAGAAGAGCUAAAACGAGGAGAAAAAGAAUUUCAGGAUGCUCGAACAGUGUACGAAGGCAAUGAAUGGAAUAAAAAAAUUGACGAAGAGAAAAUGGGGAUACUCGAUAGCGAGAAAGAACUCGAAAACUUUGCUUCAUUGAUUGAUAAAUUUCAUGAUAAUGCCAACAUCCACUCAAAACUACAAUUGCUAAUAGAGACAAGGGAAAAGUUAUUGGCUGACGUAAAAGAAGCUGGAGAAUGUUUCAAGCAGCGAUUCUUUGAAUUAACCUCCCUUGACCUUCAUACUGUCAGUGAAUAUGAUGAAAAAUUAAAUGCCUCUUUACAAAAGUCCCAGGUGACUAUAGAUGAAUCAAAGAAAAAACUGAACGCCGCAAACGCCACUGUUGUUGAACUUGAAUAUAAGUUUAGUACUUAUCGCAAAGAACUAUCGGAUUUGGAGUUUCGAAAUAAUGAAAAGGCUCAGUUAAGUCGGUAUCGCUCAAUUAACUUGGAUGAGCACAAUGAAAAUAUUCAGAGUUUGGACUCAAGGAUUGAAGAUAGUAAACGAACAGCUCACUCCUUACAAUUUGGUAUAAGUUUCUACGAAAAGGCAAUUCAGAUGUCUGAUUCACACCAUGCCUGUCAACUAUGUCAAAGAUUGUUUGAAAACGAUGAAGAAGCUGCUUUUGUUGAACAUUGCCGUGCGAUGAUAGAAAAUAUUCCUGGGAAAUUGUCAGAUGUAACCGACCAACUGGAGAUAUUGAAUAAAGAGAGAAAAGAGCUAAGUGAUGUAAUUCCCCUUAUUGAGGAAGCAAAAUUUAUAAAGAAUUCGAUGAAGGAAAAAUCUGAUAUUCUGACUAUAACAGAACAGCAGUUAGGAAAUGCAAAAGAGCAAGCUGCCACCCUGGAUUUUCAGUUGAAAGAUAUCAGCAAAAAACACGAGGCUUUUGAAAGCUUAAACUUCAAGUUAAAAGAUAUUAAUCGUCUGAAUGAGGAAACUGAGAAGUGUAAUUCGCACGUUUCAGACCUUCAGGCUCAACUUAGUCCAUCGUAUAAGGAAUUGGAUAUAAACCAAAUUAGUCUGGAACGAAAGAAGGUUGCAGAGAUGAACAAAGCUUCAAAAAAAAAAUUGGAGACAAUAAUUUAUGAAGAGGCCAAGCAAAGAAAGGAGCUUGACAAUGUGAAUAUCGCUAACAAGGAAAGGGAGGUUAAAUUCUCAGAUUUAAAACUCAAAAUAAAUGAGUUACAUCAACUAGAAGUUGAGAUAAAAAAUUGCGAUGAGAAGAAAAUAAAAAUGCGAAGAGAUCUCGAAGAUACUAAACAGUCUUGCGAUGAACAACGGCCAUUGUUUAAUAGACUUAAUGACGAAAUGCUUAGUUUGGAGAAUGAUCUUGAAAAAUUUGAGGAAAAGAGCCGAUCACUAUUGCAAGAUAAGAACGGGUUUCUUCAACAAUUACAAGAUUGGAAUAGAGAGUUGCAAAUCGAUAUAAAAUCUGAAUUAGAUCGUCUAGUAAAAGAGAAGGAUGGCCUUUUUCGAACUGUUGAAUACGAUUUAUCUGAACUGAAUGCUAGCACUCAAAAGAUUAAGAACAUUCAGGAAAAAUUGGCUGACUUGCGUUCUAGAGAACGCAACAUUUCGGACAACUUACGUCUUCGCCGAUUACACAGUCAGUUUCUGGAGGCCUUGGAAAAGAAAAAUAGCCUGAUAUCUCAACAAGCGAAGACAAAUAGAGAGGCUUUCCGUGAUGAAAUGGAGUCUUUGAAAAUGCAAUAUGGAGCACUAAAUGCUGAGCGCGCCGGGUUAUUAGGUGAAUGUCGGCAACUUGAUUCUGGUGUAAAUCAAUUAACUCAAGAUUUAAACCUCGAAUUUAAAGAUUCAGAUGAACGUUAUCGCCGCCAAUUAAUAAAGACCAGGACGACUGAUAAAGCUAAUGAUGAUAUAGGCAAAUAUGCAAAAGCUUUAGAUAUUGCCAUUAUGCAACUCCAUUCAUUAAAAAUGAAUGAAAUCAAUAGAAUUGUAGAUGAAUUAUGGAAACAGACUUACUGUGGUACAGACAUUGAUACAAUUCUAAUUCGCUCAGACGCCGAAGGAAAGGGAAACCGCUCUUAUAAUUAUAGGGUUUGCAUGGUAAAGGGAGACGCCGAAUUGGAUAUGAGAGGACGAUGCAGUGCUGGUCAGAAGGUUCUGGCCUGUAUUAUAAUUCGCCUUGCCUUGGCAGAAUGUCUAGGAGUUAACUGUGGAAUUCUAGCCCUUGAUGAGCCUACAACGAAUUUGGAUGAAGAAAAUAUUAUGAGCUUAGCAAAAAGUUUAUCUAAAAUCGUGGACUUUAGAAGGCGACAAGCAAACUUUCAGCUAAUUAUUAUUACUCACGAUGAGCAGUUUAUCCGUUUAGUUAAUACAGACGCAUACUGUGGUUAUUAUUAUAAAGUUAAAAGAGACGCGAAUCAGAAAAGCAUUAUUGUACGAGAAACGAUGUAA